Zea mays is the source of this 2687-nucleotide messenger RNA. RefSeq lists its product as uncharacterized. Gene Ontology annotation, cellular component: membrane. The transcript is spliced from 4 exons. The record is from RefSeq and is a predicted model, not a curated record. Lineage: Eukaryota; Viridiplantae; Streptophyta; Magnoliopsida; Poales; Poaceae. Gene Ontology annotation, biological process: transmembrane transport. The coding region runs from base 549 to 2273 and encodes 574 amino acids.
ACCAGCCAUCCCAGCGCCAGCGCGGCAGAGAGUCGAGACCUUCUAGCUAGGCCGCUGCCACGUCAAAACUAGCUCCUCCAGACAACCAAUCAGCUAGCCGAAGCCGGUCGAUUAGCAUGCAGCAGCGCUAGUAGACGUCGUCUCCGGGUCUCCACUCUCCACACAGAAACCCAUACAAAAUCCGCAUCCAGAAUCACCGGAGAUACGAGUCCGCGCGUACGUUGCAGUUGAAUUGUGAAGAGAGGCUGUGCGCAGUGCUGCUGCUGCUUCUUCUUCUUCGACGCAUGCACGCACAUGGAUGGUGCUGCUGAGUGCUGACCUCCGGCCGUACGUGAUCUUCGAUCUCCACACGGCGGCAAGCGAUCGAGAGGCGUGGUUCCCGUGGCGUCAACCGACACCUAGCAGCUGCUAGCUCAUCUGCUUGAUCUCUAGCUGAGACUCCGAGCAAAAUCAGCCAGGAACAACAAGCUAGGCCCCCUCACGCAGACCGCACGACCGAGCGCGCGGCAUUGACCGACCCAUCGCCGCCGCCGCCGCCUCGAUCGACCAUGACGCUUGCGAGCACGGACAAGGUGGUGCUGGGAUGCAUCGCGUUCAGCAUCUUCUGGGUGCUGGCCGUCUUCCCCUCGGUGCCGUUCAUGCCGGUGGGCCGCACCGCGGGCUCGCUCCUGGGCGCCAUGCUCAUGGUGCUCUUCCGCGUGAUGACCCCGGAGGAGGCCUACAAGGCCAUCGACCUCCCGAUCCUGGGCCUGCUCUUCGGCACCAUGGUGGUCAGCAUCUUCCUGGAGCGCGCCGACAUGUUCAAGUACCUCGGCAGCGCGCUGGCGUGGCGGAGCCGGGGCAGCAAGGACCUGCUGUUCCGCGUCUGCCUCGUGUCCGCCGUGGCCAGCGCGCUCUUCACCAACGACACCUGCUGCGUGGUGCUCACCGAGUUCAUCCUCAAGCUGGCGCGGCAGAACAACCUGCCCCCGCAGCCGUUCCUGCUGGCCCUCGCCUCCAGCUCCAACAUCGGCUCCUCCGCCACGCCCAUCGGCAACCCGCAGAACCUCGUCAUCGCCGUGCAGAGCGGCAUCACCUUCGGCCAGUUCCUCGUCGGCGUCUUCCCGGCCAUGAUCGUCGGCGUCGCCGCCAACACCUGCAUCCUGCUCUGCUACUUCUGGAGGUGCCUCUCCGCGCCGGAGAAGGACCAGGAGGGCGGCGCCGCCGCCGCGGGGCCCGACGUCGCCGUCGUGGCCGACGAGGAGGUCACCUCGCACAGGUUCACGCCGGCGCGGAUGUCGCGCGCCUCGUCCGUCAACGGGGGCGGCGCCGACGCCGACUGCGUCGGCGAGCUCAUCCGCCGGAGCGAUAGCCUCAGCCGGGCCGACACUACGCUAGGCAUGAGCAUGAGGAGCCGGAGCUACAACUCGGAGGGCGGCGACAUCCAGGUCGCCAUCAGGUCCAUGCGCGCGUCCAGCAUGUCGCAGGAGAUGGUGGAGGUGUCCACCGUCUGCGACAGGCGCGACGACGGCGGUGCCGGGCCCAGAAAGGUCACCAGGACCACCAGCCACCAGCGCAGCGUCAUCAUCGAGGACGCGCCCGAGGCUGACGCCGCCGACGACGACGACGAUGGCCACAAGGGCAAGGACGGUGACAGCGUCACCAACAAGGAGAAGAGGUGGAAGGUGCUCGUGUGGAAGACUGCCGUGUAUCUCACCACCCUUGGGAUGCUGGCCGCGCUCCUCAUGGGGCUCAACAUGUCCUGGUCCGCCAUCACUGCUGCUCUUGUCCUUCUCGCGCUUGAUUUCACUGACGCACAGGCGUGCCUGGAGAAGGUGUCAUACUCUUUGCUGAUCUUCUUCUGCGGCAUGUUCAUAACGGUCGACGGCUUCAACAGGACCGGCAUACCCAAUGCGCUCUGGGAGCUGGUCGAACCGCACUCGAGAAUCGACAGCGCCAAAGGCACGGCGCUUCUCGCAGUCGUGAUCCUAGUCCUUUCAAAUGUGGCCUCAAACGUUCCAACUGUUCUUCUGCUGGGCACAAGGGUGGCAGCGUCAGCAGGCACAAUCUCCCCAGAGUCAGAGAAGAAAGCCUGGCUCAUACUAGCAUGGGUGAGCACGGUGGCCGGCAACCUGACCCUCUUGGGCUCGGCGGCGAACCUGAUCGUCUGCGAGCAGGCGCGGCGGGCACAGUUCUUCGGGUACAACCUCACCUUCUGGAGCCACCUCCGCUUCGGCUUGCCGUCGACGAUCAUCAUCACGGCGAUCGGCCUGCUCAUCGUCGCCAGUUACUGAACCCCACACAAGCUAGGGUCUCGGCCUCGCACAAACGGCGGGGUGUGUAGCCAGAUGGCAGGCAGAACGCUGCAGAAAACAGCAUGCAGCACUGCCUGACAUCGAAGGAGAUGUUGUACUGAUUGGCCUUUGUUUGUACGUUGUAACAGUUUUUAUGUCGUUCGUGUAAGUCUGUACGUUUCGCGCAACCGAUGCCGCAAGGCGCCGGGUUGCCCAUCUGCUAAGGCAAAUAAUGCGCAAGACUAGUAGAUGGCAUGGAGUAUAGAAGGCCGGCACCACUGUUCUAGGAAGGCAAAAACUUGCUCUAGCUAGUUCAGGUAGGAGAGCCGGCGAAAAUGUAUGGUGUGCUUCUCGAUUUGGUAAUGUCAAGGGACUUGUCCUUAUGUUUGGAGCAAAGAAACAUGGUUGUACGAU